Trachymyrmex septentrionalis is the source of this 1220-nucleotide messenger RNA. RefSeq names its product histone-lysine N-methyltransferase SETMAR-like. Gene Ontology annotation, molecular function: nucleic acid binding. The record is from RefSeq and is a predicted model, not a curated record. The coding region runs from base 171 to 1220 and encodes 349 amino acids. NCBI's taxonomy places the organism in Eukaryota, Metazoa, Arthropoda, Insecta, Hymenoptera, Formicidae. The transcript has a single exon.
UCAAUAAGUCCCCGGUCUGACACAUAGAGAGCGCCACUAACACAAAAAGUACAUAGUGGUUCGAAAGAACAGACCCUUUUAGGCGUACUGUCAAAUGUAUAUGUCAUUCGGAUCAUUAUUGUGUGAGUUAUUGAAGCUUUAGUGACGCUAAUUUGGUUAUUUUCAUAACAAUGGAAAAAAAGGAAUUUCGUGUGCUCAUUAAACACUGCUUUUUGAUGGGAAAAAACACCGUUGAGGCAAAACAGUGGUUGGACAAACAUUAUGGCACCUCUGCCCCAGGCAAAUCAACAAUUAUCGACUGGUAUGCUGAUUUUAAACGCGGUCGUACGGACACCGACGAUGCACACCGCUCUGGUCGCCCAAAUGAGGCAGUUGUCCCCGAAAAAAUCAAGCAGGUCCAUAAAUUGGUUUUGUCCGACCGUAAAUUAAAGCUGGAUGAUAUUGCUGACAUCGUAAAGAUAUCCAAGGGAAGUGUUUUUACCAUUUUACACGAUCAUUUGUCGAUGCGGAAGCUGUGUUCGAAGUGGGUGCCGCGUUUGCUCACUGUGGAUCAAAAACAACAACGCGUCGAUGAUUCCGAGAGCUGUUUGGCCAUGUUUCAGAAGGAUCGGAAAGAUUUUUUGCGUCGGUAUGUGACCAUGGACGAAACAUGGAUUCACCACUUCACACCCGAGUCGAAUCGGCAGUCAGCUGAGUGGACUGCAGCCGGUGAAAGCCGCCCCAAGCGACCAAAAACUCAAACGUCGGCCGGCAAGGUUAUGGCAUCUGUAUUUUGGGAUGCCCAUGGUAUCCUUUUCAUUGACUACCUCGAAAAGGGUGGGCGCAUCAAUAGCGAAUAUUACAUGGCACUACUGACGCGUUUAAAGGCCGAAAUCGUCGAAAACCGACCCCAUAUGGCGAAGAAAAAAAUCAUUUUUCACCAGGACAAUGCACCGUGUCACAAGUCGAUGGCAACGAUGGUUAAAUUGAACGAGUUGGGCUUCCAGCUGCUCCCGCACCCACCGUAUUCGCCAGAUUUGGCCCCCAGCGACUAUUUCCUAUUCGCUGAGCUCAAAAAAAUGCUCGCUGGGAAGAAAUUUCGAUCGGAUGAGGAGGUCAUCGCCGAAACUGAUGCGUAUUUUGAGGGUCAGCCAAAAUCGUUCUACAAAACCGGCAUCGAACGUUUGGAAAGGCGUUGGACUGAUUGUAUUGCCUUAAAAGGAACCUAUAUUGAUGAAUAA